Messenger RNA from Adineta ricciae, 522 nucleotides. Lineage: Eukaryota; Metazoa; Rotifera; Eurotatoria; Adinetida; Adinetidae. The record is from the annotation of a GenBank genome assembly.
AUGAAGUCUUCAACAGUUGCUCUCAUUGCUCUCUUUACCGUUCUCGCCAUUGGCUGCACUGGUGCCUAUCAAGCGAAUGACGCUGUCGAAUCACGAAACUUCUUGCAACAACUUCUUAUCAAUCAAAUCGUCAAUGUUCUUCCAGUGAAUAUUCGUGAUCAAAUCGAUUCCACUGCUCUUCAAUUCGGUAUGGUUCGUCAUGAAUUUCUUCUCCGAUGUUUAAAAGAAUUACAAGCCUUCCAAGCCUAUUCGAAAAUUGAUUUCAUUACUGCUAUUCAAAAGACAGUGAAAUUCGCCGAAGAAAAUAUCACUCGCGAACAGGAAGAAGAAUUGAAAGCACUCGAAGACGAAGGUAUUCAAUUAGCCACAUUAUUAUUCGAAAACAAACUUCGAGCUGGUGAUUUAAAUCCAAUCUAUGAUUUACUUGUUAAAGUCGUUCGUAAACAAAUCGAUGGGCCAACCCUUGUUGUUGAAUUACCGCGAGUUGUUCGACAAAUUUUAGCUAGCCAUGCUCAAUUUUAG